CAAGGACCGCGGUGUGACGGCGCUGUCUUGGCGGAGCGCGACCCAGUGCGGCUCAGCCCUCGCGUCAAGACACACGCUCGAACAAACCAACUAGUACCACAACACACGCAUCCUACAUCGUUCAGCAAGGCCGGCGCUAGUCGAAGACUAAUGCAUGUCAUGUUGACCGCACGAACAUCUAUAUGAGGCCGCCCAAGUCAAAUAAUUGCAAGAAUGCAGCGCGUGCUAGCCCUGACGGCGGUCUUGGCCUUCAGUGAGACUGGGUCCGCCCUUCAAUGUUACCAAUGCCUCAUCAAUCCGCCACCAGGCCACAACUACACGUCUACGCCGCGCCUGUGUGUGAACUUCGACCACUCCAACAAGUUCGUCGUGGACUGUCCCUACUCCACGAUGUGCAUGAAGCAAGUCUUCCAUUUGGACAUUCAGAAUGGAGUGAGAAUUGACGGCGUGCUACGAGACUGCGCACCGCAGACCAACAAGUAUCAAGACUACGAGAACGGGCGCUGGUCGCCUAAGAUCGAGAUCAUGGAGCCGUAUAAGGAGGGCUGCUUAGAAGUUGACGAUAAGGGCGAGAGGACACCUUCCACUAGAUACUGUUAUUGUCGUGGUGACUUGUGCAACACGUCCAACACGAACCACGAGGGAUACACAGACAUCAUGGGUGUUAUACUCGUAUUUAAUCUUAUGAAAUACAUCAACAGUAUUAGGUAUGCUUCGCCUAAGGGCAACACUAAAGUGUGUUCUGGCAUCCGAUGCUACAGCUGCGAGGUGGAGCACACUACAUCGUACAACAAGGUAGCCAAGACAUUUCAAGCCACGCAGACGUGCGACCACUUCAACGGCAGCGACGUUAAUGCCAUAGAUUGCCCGGAGUCAACCAUGUGCGUGAAGCGAGUGACUACGCAGGACAUCGGGCCGGAUCUUUCAACCAAAAGCGUCAGACGCGGCUGCGCCCCUCAAACCACCGAGGGCAUGCAAGAAAAAGUCGGCAGGCAUUGGCGGCCCGUGAACAAAAUCUACGAAGUGUAUGAAGAGGGUUGCAUUGACGACCCUAGUAACGAGCACAAGCUUACUAAAACUGUGCUGUGUUACUGCAGGGGAGACCUGUGUAACAGUAGUUGGAAAAUAUCUCUAUUACCUGCUACGUUACUGAUAGCAUUAGGAACACUUUUUCAAUUUCGUCCGUGUACUUAAAAUUGUGUUUUAGUU
Messenger RNA from Cydia fagiglandana, 1209 nucleotides. RefSeq lists its product as uncharacterized. The record is from RefSeq and is a predicted model, not a curated record. The transcript has 8 exons. The coding region runs from base 214 to 1194 and encodes 326 amino acids. Lineage: Eukaryota; Metazoa; Arthropoda; Insecta; Lepidoptera; Tortricidae. Gene Ontology annotation, biological process: regulation of synaptic transmission, cholinergic; sleep; positive regulation of voltage-gated potassium channel activity.